CUCAAACCCUAAAACCCCUUCCUACAUUCACUCUCACCACAGUCCGACACAGAAAGCGUUGCAAAAUGGGACGUGUGAUCCGCGCACAGCGUAAGGGAGCAGGCUCCGUCUUCAAAUCCCACACCCACCACCGCAAGGGACCAGCGCGCUUCCGCAGUCUCGACUUCGGCGAGCGCAACGGCUACCUUCGCGGCGUCGUCACCGACGUCAUCCACGACCCCGGUCGCGGUGCUCCGCUCGCCAAGGUCUCCUUCCGCCACCCGUUCCGCUACAAGAAGCAGAACGAGCUCUUCGUCGCAGCUGAGGGUAUGUACACCGGGCAAUUCGUCUUCUGCGGGAAGAAGGCUAACCUCGUCGUUGGUAAUGUUCUGCCUGUUCGAUCCAUUCCUGAGGGUGCUGUGAUCUGUAAUGUUGAACACCAUGUCGGUGAUCGCGGCGUGUUUGCUAGGUGCUCUGGUGAUUACGCUAUUGUUAUCAGUCAUAACCCUGAUAACGAUACCUCAAGGAUCAAGCUUCCUUCUGGUGCGAAGAAAAUUGUUCCUAGUGAUUGUAGGGCGAUGAUUGGGCAAGUUGCGGGUGGUGGAAGAACUGAGAAGCCGCUUCUUAAAGCAGGUAAUGCUUACCACAAGUUUAGGGUGAAGAGAAACUGCUGGCCUAAGGUGCGUGGUGUUGCUAUGAACCCUGUUGAGCAUCCUCAUGGAGGAGGUAACCACCAGCAUAUUGGGCACGCAAGUACUGUCAGGCGUGACGCUCCUCCUGGCCAGAAGGUUGGUCUCAUUGCUGCCAAGAGGACUGGUCGUCUCAGAGGGCAAGCUGCUGCUACUGCUGCUAAAGCAGAUAAGGCAUAAUGAUAUUGUUAACAUUAUAUUUAGUUGCUUGUUUUUCCAAAUUUUUUUUUGAUAGUUGUCUGUUAAACUGUUUGUGUAAGAACAAUUCCCCCCGAUAAAAUAUGGAGCUUUCAAUAGAUAUAUUUUAUAUUUGUUUAA
Molecule: messenger RNA, 986 nt
Organism: Lotus japonicus
Lineage: Eukaryota; Viridiplantae; Streptophyta; Magnoliopsida; Fabales; Fabaceae
Product: 60S ribosomal protein L8-3-like
Exons: 2
Coding region: 66-848 (260 amino acids)
Biological process (GO): cytoplasmic translation
Cellular component (GO): ribosome; cytosolic large ribosomal subunit
Molecular function (GO): RNA binding; structural constituent of ribosome
Source: RefSeq, a predicted model, not a curated record